GUAAGAUAAAGGGCUCAAUGUUGGUUUUUGCCUAUCUUUGCGUAGACGGGGCGGGAAAAGCUAACUGAUUCUUCUUCUUCUUCUCUCACUCAAGUCUCAUACUCUGAUUCCACUCUGCGCAAAACCUAAGUAAAGUCGAUUUCUGAAGAUGGGGAUAAAGGGUUUAACAAAGCUUCUAGCCGAUAAUGCACCCAAGGCCAUCGAGGAGCACAAAUUCGAGAGCUUUUUCGGCCGAAAGAUCGCCAUUGAUGCUAGCAUGAGCAUCUACCAUUUCCUUAUUGUGGUGGGAAGAAGUGGGACUGAAAUGCUUACUAACCAGUCAGGUGAAGUCACCAGUCAUCUACAGGGCAUGUUCACUCGUACUAUUCACCUACUUGACGCUGGGAUUAAGCAUGUCUAUGUGUUCGAUGGGCAGCCUCCAGAUUUGAAAAAGAAAGAGCUUGCAAAACGUUACUCGAAGAGGGUAGAUGCUAUGGGGGAUUUGGCAGAAGCCGUGGAGUCAGGUAGUAAGGAAGACAUUGAAAAAUACAGCAAGCGGACAGUCAAGGUGACAAAGCAGCACAAUGAGGACUGUAAAAGACUUUUAAGACUCAUGGGUGUGCCUGUGAUAGAUGCCCCUUCGGAAGCAGAGGCUCAAUGUGCUGCACUUUGCAAGUUGGGAAAGGUUUAUGCAGUAGCUUCUGAGGACAUGGAUUCUUUAACUUUUGGAGCUCCUAGAUUCCUUCGCCAUUUGAUGGAUCCUGGUUCAAGAAAAGUCCCUGUAAUGGAGUUUGAAGUUGAAAAGAUUCUUGAGGAGUGAAUCUUACCACGGAUCAAUUUAUUGACUUAUGCAUUCUUUCUGGAUGUGAUUAUUGUGAAAGCAUUUGGGGCACUGGGGGACAGACAGCUUUGAAACUAAUUCAUCAGCAUGGCAGUAUAGAGAAUAUAAUGGAGAAUAUAAACAAAGAUAGGUAUCAAAUACCUGAAGAUUGGCCUUAUCAAGGAGCUUGACAGCAUUUUAAAGAACUAUUGGUCCAUUCUGGUGAUGAACAACUUGAUCUUAGGUGGACUGCUCCAGAUGAGGAAGUGACUGUCUCAUUAUCCUGAUUGAAUGCUCUGUUCCAUAUAUUUAUUAAUAUUAUUUUUUGGUUUGUACAUCCUUGGAACAUAUAAAGGGUUACCUUAUUUUGCCUCUUUCUAUUUAACAGGGGUUGAUUGCCUUUUUGGUGAAUGAAAAUGGCUUUAACAGUGACAGAGUGACAAAGGCAAUAGAGAAAAUUAAAGCAGCAAAAGACAAGUCAUCACAGGGUCGACUAGAGUCAUUUUUUAAGCCUGUUCAAAGCACAUCUGUACCUACUAAGCGGAAGGGAACCAAAUGCAUGCUUCAAUCUCCCAAACCAACUGUCAAGUCUAAGAUAUUCUCUCUGCAAGUUUGUAAUAUUCUGAGGCCCUACUGUGUUGGCAGCCAAAGCCUGCCAACUCUAGGUCUACAUUCCAAGCACUCAGUACCAUUUUCUAGAGGUCUCUGCUUCAACGCAUGAUGCCGAAAACCCUGGAAACGCCAGAGAACACCUGUAAAGAAACUUCUAAUAAAAAGUCCAAGGCUGUUGGUGGUAAGAAAAAGAGGUUAUCAUAGCUGCAUUUUAUCAGGAGGUAGCUUUGUUGGAGCUCAGAAGCAAGAAAACAGAAGGUGAAAAUCAAGGAGAGAUCAACAGGAAGAGAGAAAAACCAGAAAUAAACAUUAAAAGGAAACAUGAAAACCAUACGUACUUCGUUCUUCUCUUUAUUAUUAUACAUUGGUAGUAGGUGAACAAUUUACAUAAAAAAUAUUGUACAUAUCACACUGCAAUAAAAGAUACACUAUAUU
Messenger RNA from Rubroshorea leprosula, 1846 nucleotides. The record is from the annotation of a GenBank genome assembly. NCBI's taxonomy places the organism in Eukaryota, Viridiplantae, Streptophyta, Magnoliopsida, Malvales, Dipterocarpaceae.